Molecule: messenger RNA, 2244 nt
Organism: Tetrahymena thermophila SB210
Lineage: Eukaryota; Ciliophora; Oligohymenophorea; Hymenostomatida; Tetrahymenidae
Product: ubiquitin-conjugating enzyme family protein
Exons: 1
Biological process (GO): reciprocal meiotic recombination
Cellular component (GO): nucleus
Molecular function (GO): double-stranded DNA binding
Source: RefSeq, a predicted model, not a curated record
AUGUUUUCUAAUAAAGAAGAAACUAACAAAUAAAACUUUAUAGUUGGAUUGCUUUAGGCUAUAGAUAUAUUCGGAGUGGGUAUCAACAUAAGAUUUAACUAGUAGAGCAAGCACACAACAGGUUUUGGAGGUUUAAUUACCUUGGCUUUAACUUCUUUACUUCUCAUUCUCUUCAUUUCAUCAAUUUAAAACAUCAUCAAGAAAUCAAAUCCCUCAGUUAUUUAUCAGGAAGAUUUUAUUUCUAAUCCAUCUCAGUAUAACUUAACUAACGAGAACUUUUCAUUUGCAAUAACUUUACUUGAUGCUAACUUUAAUCCUAUUAAUGACAAAAGUAUUUUUAGAAUUGAAGGUAAUUUUCUGUAUAAAGAACCACAAAUAAAUUCUGAUGGUAGUGUAGGAGAACCUGUUUUUAAGAAUAAAGUGAUUGAAUUUGAACUCUGUACUGAAUAGAGCUUUUAAGUCUAAGGCACUGAAAGUUACUUCUUGAGUUUGUAAUAUCAAAACAUGUAUUGCUUUAAAAACAUCGACGAUUACUAUCUUGUUGGGCAAUUUGAAAUGGAUUAAUUCUCUGUGAUUUAGAUUAAUGUUAUUCCUUGUGAUUAAUCAGAUCCCAAUAACUAAGUUUAAUGUAUGGAGGAGUCUAAAAAGAAUUUAAUUCUUUCAUAAUCAUUAUUGUAGGUGUAUUACAUCACUCAAGUAGUAUAAGUCAGUAGCAAAUAGUAACCAUUCAAACCUAUGGGAAUUACUUAUUUUUGGGAAAAUAAUAUUGAUUUUUUGCAGAAUGUGAAUCUAAUGUUCAUAAAGACAUAUGUAUAAGACGAUGAUGGUUUAAUAUUUGAAAAUAAUAUCUAAAAUAGUUCUCUACUAUUUAGCAGCGAACGUACAAUGAUGUCAAGCAAGAAGGACUUUUCAAUUUAUUAAAUUAGCUUGUAUUUGGAAAAGAACAAAGAGAAGACUUACAUAAGAAAAUACUAAAAGAUAUUUGAAUGUUUUUCUUCGAUUGGAGGUAUCUAUAAUGUCUUGUUUGCAAUAGGAUGCAUAUUAGCUUAACCCUAUUCACAAAUUUAAUUAAAUAGAAAACUCUUCAAUGAAACUUUUUAGGUCAGUAACAAUAAUUAAGAUAAUUUACUGAAUGAAAGUUAAAGUUCUAACAAAUCAAGCAAAACAAACAAAACAGAUAAUAACAUGGAAGUAAAAAAUAAAACCAUAGGAAAUCAAGCUGAUCUCUCUUGCAAAAGUAAUAAAUACAAAGCAAAAAAACUAGAAAAAGCUAACAGAUUUUUUUAGAAUUGCUUAGAAGAAGCAGAGAUGUAAAAUGAAGAGUAAAAGAAAUCUAUAAAAGAUAUGUUCAAAUAAAAAUUUUUAGGAAUUAAAAUAAAAAGUAGGGAAUAUCUUGCCUAUUAUUUUAAUUGCUUCAAAAUCUGUAAAAAUGAGAUGUUUGAAAUAGUAAAUUUUGGAACAAAACAGAUUCUAAAUUAUACAGAUAUUUGUUUCAUAGUAAAUAAACUGAUUGAGUUAGAAAAGUUAAAAGCAUUGUUGCUAAAUGAAUAAUAAAUUUAGCUAUUUGAUUUCAUCCCUAAGCCUUAAAUUGGUAUAAGUAUCAUAAGAGAAAUUUAAUAAAACUAAAAUGAUGGAAUACCAAAAAUAAAGCUAUUGAAUGCAAUUUAAUAAUAACAAGAUAAAACCAAAGAAAUAAAGAGUGAAAACUAAAGUGGAUUAAAUAAGCAGUUUAACAUACUUUCAAUCCAGAAAAAAUCAACAUAUGAAAAAGCAAAGGAUGCAUAAUAGGCGUUUAACUAGAUUUACAGAGAUAAAUAAAAGUACUCCAAAAUAGAUUUAAAAUUAAUCUAAUUACUUGACUAAGAACUUGUAGAAUUAUUUGAUGGCAAUGUGUUUUAAGAAAAUAAUUUACUCACAAAUAUGUCAUCUAAUCAGUAAAUAAUUAAAGUGAAAUAAAAACAAAAUCAUUACUACUCACCUAUUUCUACUAGACAUGAUAGAUUAUUAUCAAAUAAAAGUCCAACUUAAUUUAGUAAUGCUUUUAAUUUCAACGAAGAACUAAAAAAUAGAAAACAUAACGAUGAAGACUUUUUUUUAAGUGAGAAUGUGACAGAAACUGAUACCAAAUUGUAAACUUACUAUCCUAGAGCUAAAAAUUUUAUUUAAAUUACUAAUCUAAGAAAUUUAUCUAUAGAAAAAGAAAUAGAAUCAUUGAAUUUGCAGAAAUAAGCAUUAUAAAAUUGA